Messenger RNA from Linum trigynum, 4455 nucleotides. The record is from the annotation of a GenBank genome assembly. Lineage: Eukaryota; Viridiplantae; Streptophyta; Magnoliopsida; Malpighiales; Linaceae.
AUAAAACUUGAGAGCAAACGACAAAAUUAGGGUUACCUCCAAUAUGCUAAUAGACUCGAUCGAAGUAAUAAGACGCAAAAUUAGACACUCUUUAUCUACCAGUUCCAGUAGGUUGAAUAAAGAAUCGACCUAGCUGCAAAAAAUCAUAAACCUAAAGGUCCAAUAGUCACCACUCUCUGUUGUACAACUAAAUUUUUAUCUCAAGAGGCAUAUGUUACAAUAAAAAAUUCAAUCUCUAAUCCUCCUUCUACAACUCCAUUUAUUGAACUCCAUUCUAUUCAUCAUGGAUUGAUAUCGGAUUUGAAAUCUUCUACUUGCCUAGCUUAAAUCCCCAAAAAUAAAAUCGUAGUGCCAAGAGAUACCAGAAGAUUGAUUUCAAAGGCGACCUUCUAUUGGAAAGUGAAAGGGGCGUAAACUAUUGCACGAUGGAGGAAAUUCCGAAGGGAGUUAAAAGAGAUAAGAACAAAGAUAAAAAAGCACUAACUUUAAAUUUAAAUUGAAAAUUUCAAGGACACAACACGCAGUAACAUGAUUAGUUUCUUCUAUGGUAGCCAAUUACCAAUCUACCUUUAGCAAAAAAUUACGGCGAGAGCAAAAAAUUUAAAAUUGAGAAAAUUACAUGAAACUCUAAUAUGAAAACUGAAGUAUCAAGCACCAUAAAAUACAUACGGUAGACUUAGUGGGCUUGCUAAUCAUUAUGGAAAAUUCUUCCAAUUUCCAGAGUUUAGCUUGUGUAUGUUUUGUACUCGAAAAGAUACAACAAAUUUGUUUAGUGUAAUUGGUUGUGAUUGUUAUUUUUGUUUUAAGAGACCCGGGUUCGAAUCCUCAUAUUGAUACUUUUUAUAUGAGAUAAAUAAUUAAUUGUAAAGAUAAAAAUGUCCUUCCUACUUUCACUCUCGUUGCAGGAAAUUUGAAAUUGAGAAAAGUUUACAAAACUCUACUAUAUAUUAUUGGAGGAUUGUGGGCAAAUUGCAUAGUUGGUCACUGACAUUACAAAAAACGUUCAUGUUUGGUCACUAAAAAUAUUUAAUUUCAAUAAUAGUCACUAAAUUUAGUAAAACAUGUCACAUUUGGUCACUCUCUGUUAGUCUCCAUCCAACUCCGUUAAUGGAGUCCGUUAAGUGCUGAGGUGGCAAACAGAAUCGCCUAAUUAACUGGAUUUAACCGAAAAACACUAAACCCGACCCGCCACAUCAUCACAACCCGCCAGGUCAUUAAAAUCAUAUCUCAACCCAAUACAAACCCACCAAUUGAACCAACCAACUUUAAAAAAAAAAAACUAACUCGUCUUCUACCCCAAGCCCCAACUCCACAUCCUUUCCCCAGACCUAAAUCGCUCGUCAUUUUCACUUAAUCUCCAGUCGGGACAAUCUUGUUGGAUCUUAUUGCAAGAGAGAAGACUUAUUGCCCCAAUGUUUCUCCAGCGGUGGCUCCAAGCUCCAAGCUCUGCUGCCUUGACCCCAUUACCCGGAGAUUCCUCUGACCGAGAUGAUGAUGAUGAUGGCGAAUAUGACAACCUCUGCUGCUAGGAAUCACCGAAUCUAGUUGAGAUUCUCUCUAACAUAUCCCCGGAGAAGCUCCUGCUCCCGCACCCACUAAAUCUAGCUCGCAGCAGCUGCCGAAGAUGCUGAACCCUGCCAGAUUUCUGGGGGAUUUAGCAUGGCCGACAAAGGACUAGGUUUCCCAGGGACCCUGAACGUCUUUCUGUUCAUCUACUCCCAAAAUUAAACCCCCAGUCAGUUCUUAACUGUCGCCCUUCUCCAUUGGAAUCCGACCCUCAAGAUCUGCCAACAAACUCACAAAAAAAGCCCCCACUGUCGUGUUCUUAUUCUCCCUCUCCUCUCGUCGCAUCCCUCCCCGACGAACCCAUACAAAUACAAAUCAAACUCCAUACAAAUACUCACAAUCAAACUCCAUAUCAUUAUGCAAAAUGGUUUCUAUUUUCAGACCUCCGGGUACAAAGAACACACAGACCAGUAACUUGCUUCCCCACGCUUCCUAUUCUAUCCUGCAUCACCAACUCUAUUAUGCAUGAUCAAUUUGAUUGUAACAUUGCGUUUUCAUAUUGACCCUUUACCUCAUACCAAAUUAUCCCAAACCUUUUUCACAAAUACCUAGAGACAUAACCUCACCAUUCAAAUACAAGUUGGGAGCAAUAACUGUGAUAUAAGGCCGCACAACCUCUCGACACUUCAAUGUCUUUCUCCAAAUUCAUGAUCUAUCAGACUUUAAUGGUUGGUAGAUCUCAUAUGAACUUCUUUUUAAUGUAAUAUUUCCUUAUCCAAGCUACCUAUAAGGAACCUUCACAUUCUAGAAUGCGCUUCUUUGUUAUGCUUGUUACUGGCUCUCUUAUCCUCCUUUGGAGCUUCAUAAGUGGUCGGCGGGAAGGCUUCUCAAAACAGGAUUGGAUUUCAACUCACGAAUGUUAGAUAUCUAUGACAUUCCCUGAUGUCCGAUGCGGCAGGUGGGCUGGUCUUAAGAGAUGCGGCUGGUUUGGUGGUGGCAACACAGUGGGUGAUGUUUCGCAGUCUUGUGAAUCCGAUGCUUGUAGAGUUAUCCACCUUGCGGGAUACUAUUCGGUGGUGCCCUCAUCGUGGUUUGGAGGUCGUUACGAUUGUGGGUGACGUGAAGAUUGUGAUUGACAAGGUCAACGCGGGUGGUGUUCAUGAUGCUGCUGGUGAGGCUUUAUUUGAGGAAAUUCACCAUAUGCUUUUGGCUUCUCUGUGGUUAAAGAUUCGAUUUGUGGUUAGACAGAAUAUUAGGGUAGCCCAUAUGGUGGCUAAGAAGGCCUUGUCUUUGUUUUCUGCGGGUUGCAAUGCGUUUGAUUUUCGUGCUUGGCUUUGGUCAGAGCCCGGUCAUAUGUAACUUUGUGUUCUUGUUUAAUGCAAGCUAUCUUUUCGUAAAAAAAAAAUAUAGUAGAAUAUUCAUUACUAAAUUGGAGAUAGGUUUUAGCUACCGGCUAUGUGUGGUCGCAAAAUGAUUUAGCUUGGAGCGGUUAUGAUUUGCAAAGAAAGUAAAAAUAAACUUAUUAUUUAAAAAAUUAAAACGUAGUAUUAUCCACGGCUCAUACUCAAAUAAUAUGUUGUGUUGGUUGCAAAAUGUUUUGUUUACGUGUUUGGUUUUAUUAGGAUAGAAAAUAAGAUAAUGUAACAUAUUAAAUGUAAGGGCAAAGUGGUAGCAUUGUACAAGACUCAUUUAAGAAUGACUAAUCUAAAAAAAUCUUAAACAAACAAUGCAUUUGGAAAUUUCUACAUUAACACCACUGGAACACCCUCAAACUACAAAACAUGUCACUUCUAUCAUAUAGUAUUCAAUAUAACAAUCUUAACAUGAACUUUCGUCUCUCCUACCUUUAAUUAACAUUUAUUGUUAGUGAUAAAAACUACUUUUGUUAUAAUUUAAGUAUUCCAUUGUUAUUAGCCUUUUUUUACUUCCUGCAAAUUGGAUAGUGGGCUCUUUCCUGGUAUAUAUAUUAGCAAGCCUUGCAUCCCCUAAUCAAAGUAUCAAACUAUUAUUGUUCAUGCACCUGAAUACUCUGAUUAAUGGCGUAUCUUGAUAUGAUGUACUAUGGUUGAAAGAAACCAAACCAUCACAAUGAUUGGGUUUGACAAAACAGGGGAACUAAUGAUUAAUUAGUUGUAUAAAACAUUAUGCUGUCCAAAUUUUCGACGCAGCAGGGAGGAGCAGAUAUGGUUUAUGACAAAAGCAUUGAGGUUCUAGAAUGAAUGUUAAUCAUAUUUCUUUUGUGCUCCCAACGUGGUGGCCCGUCGGAGUUAGCCAGCGUGUACAUACUCUGCAUGCGAUUCUGCUACGGACAUUCGCUUAUUUGAUAUUAUGCUUCAUCGUAAUCUAUAUAUUCCAAGGUUGUUAACUCAGUGUCAAUCCGCGGGUUGAUUCGAAUUCGGUGAGAAAAAUGGGCACCACAUCUCUGGUUAAGAUUUCGUCUAGGAUUCGUCAAAUUCACUUCAAUGCGAACAAAACUUGGUAAAAUUGGCUUCAACCAAGUCAAAACUCAGUAAAACUGGUCAACAAACUUUCAUUCCAAAAGGUCGCUUUGUUUGACUUUUAUAGGCUGUUCCAGUUUAUAUAAGGUGUCAAUCGAAAACUUAUAUGGUGUGUUUGAAUUUUUACUAUAUGUUGGAUUCAACUACGUAUUAUUAUUUUGGUAUAUGUUAUUACUCAUAUAUAGAUGAGUUUCGAUACAAUUUACAAAUGUAUGAACAAUGUAAUGACUUUUUUCAUAUAUCUGAAUUUAAUUGGACUAAAAUGAUCGGGUCAUUAACCCUUCACCCACUUACUUAGAUCAUGCCAACGAGCUAAACGUAUUCACAACUUUGCUAUAUUCUCAUAAUAAUUGGACUAAAAUGAUCGGGUCAUUAACCCUUCAUCCACUUACUUAGAUCAUGCCAACGAGCUAAAUCGUAUUGACAACUUUAAUAUAUUCUCAUAAUAAUU